AACAAAGAUGGCUGAAGAUAGUUUGUUGUCUCUCCUACUCUCCAUUUUGAUUCCUAUUGCAUUCAUUAUUAUCGUUAUCUUUUCUUUGAUCAAGAAUUUUCUUCCACGAAGAAAAGUUAAAGAGGCGAAAUGUGACGCUUCGAAAGAAAUACCAACAAGUCCUGACAAAGAUUUGGGCCGAAGAAGAAAGCGCGUUGGCCUACGAGGAAAUGAGCUGCACUCUAGCGCUCUUUCCACCGAUAAAAUCAUUCCUCGAAGUGUCAACUUUCACUUUACAAGACAGUGCAACUACAAAUGUGGUUUCUGCUUCCAUACCGCAAAAACUUCAUCCGUUCUACCAAUUGACGAGGCGAAACGAGGAUUAAUGAUGCUCAAAGAGGCAGGUAGGGUUUUAAUGAAAGCCAAACACAGACCUUAGGCUUGCUUCAUUAACUAAGGCAGAUCAAUGUUAAAACGAAAAAUUUGUAUUAUUCGGUCAGACGGGCUUUCCGCGAAACUGAUUCGAAUUAAUCAGUUUUCACCGGCCGAAUUUUCUGAGAAUACUUCUUGGAAGUUACGUAUUUCGCUCUGAUGAAAUUCAUAUCUAAUGAAAGAAGUAACAGAGUCACGCAAUGAAUUACGACUCAGUCUCUGGCAAAUAUGAAAGAUCUCAGGCCACAGCCAAACAAACCUAGAUAAAAUUGAAAAGGAAAAGAAAAUGAUCGGGCGUAGUGAGGAGGUGUGCUCGGUGAAACACAGCCACUUCCGUUAAAACGCUGCUUAUGUCCUUCAGAUCACACCACAAUAAGACGCACAGAUAGACUAAAAGAAAGUUACAGUUUACUGAUUAGAGGCUUUGUCCGUAGAUUGCUUUCCCACGAUCGCUUUCUGGCUCUCUUUGGUUAGCAGUUAACUAGUGAUUGAAAGAAAGAGAAAUUUAAAACCAUUUUGAGUGUUGGUGGGGUAUUCGAAAUAUGCACUAUUUAGACCUCUUGCCUGAAACCAGUUGACAAUUAUUCGCCGAAGGCGAAUUGAAUUAAAGAAUAUUUCUUGAGCACAAGGAGAACAAUUGUUUUGAUAUAACUAAUUGCUUAGGUGAAUAGUCUUCGAGAUGAAGUGAAAGGGAUCAUUCAAUAAUAUGCACUUCGCCUGAAGCAAAUAGCUGUUAAAUAGAAAAAAUUUUUGUUUCAGAGAAUUCAGAAAGCGUAUCCUUGCACCUCUUACGUUACAGAAACUGUCAAUUCAACGAGCAAUAUUAAAUUAGUCAUUGCAUUAGGUCUUAGAUUUUCAUUUUGCAUCUAAGUAACCCCAUCCCCUCCCUUUGCGUGGUCCUUGCAACUGGGCCAGCAGACUGCACAAGCUCGAAUGAAGAGGCUCUUAAAUUGCCUUUAGCAAUCUUUUUUGUGUCUCCCUGAAAGUGAGAAGAGAUGGAAUGGGAAAAGUGUUGGAUGGCACUCGGGACGACGGUCUGAAUAAAGGUCUUCCCCCUUCAUUUUGCAUUUCAGACUAUGUUCAUCUCCCGUCAGAUUCUUCUUUAAUGUUCCAUCGUAAUUUCUUUCUGGAUACCUCGAAGAAAUUAGCUCCCUUCCGAUGUUAUUUCCUCAGAUGUUAACCCCAGAUAUCUAGAAUCGUCCCUAAACAAGAGUAAAAUAUUCUGAUGCUCCUUUUCCAUUCCGUGACCUGUUGAUGUUUAUGUUCUGCUUGCUUAACCAGUAUCAGAUAUUAUUCACGCUUGAUCACAGGGGGUAAGUUUCUAAAGAAACUGUGGUGUGCGUCGGUGAAAGAGUAUAACAGGGUAAUUAAGUAUUAUCAACUGACUUGAUAUCGUAAAUUGGCCACCGUAAAGAGUUUAAAAGCUGACGUUUCGAGCGUUAACCCUUCGUCAGAGCGAAUGCUAAGGGCGAAAUCCAUUCGCUCUGACGAAGGACUGACGCUCGAAACGUCAGCUUUAAAACUUUUUAACUAAAGAGCAAAAAAAAAACGAAUUUUGACCGGGUUUGACCACAUCUUGUUGACAACAACCUUAAUUUCCAAUUUGUUUGUAUUGACCCAGAAAAGUUACGUUGAUGGACUAUUAAGUUAAAAUACAUACAUACAUACAUAUAUACAUACAUACCUGCAUGUCAAGGAUUCUGUGCUUUUCAUUCAUUUUUAGGGAUGGAAAAAAUCAACUUUUCUGGAGGAGAACCUUUUAUCUACAAACGUGGCGAAUUUGUUGGAGAACUGACGCGUUAUUGUAAGGAGGAUCUGAAGCUGCAGUCUGUCUCAAUCGUGUGCAAUGGAAGCCUCGUUACGGAACGAUGGUUUUCCAAGUAUGGUAAGAAACACCCUAAGCAAAGUCGAAAUUUCAACGACUGCCCUCCAAAGGCUAGAGGAUGUUUUAGCGCAACAACAAAACUAUCAACAAAUUUGGCAAAUGAUAAGGUUAUCGUAAAUACUGACGUUUGAUUGGUUGAAAGGACAGCAUUUUCUUUUAGGGAAAUGCGUCACAAAGUUGUAAAAGUUGCAUCGAGGACUUCAAGAGGAAUCAAGAUUCAAAAUUGAAAAUUCGCGCCAAAUAUCGACAAACUUUAGCUAAAAUUUACCUUUUCAACCUGUCUAUUUCGUUAUUAAUUUCACCUCAAUAGAGGUAUCCUAGAGGUUCAUCCUUUCAUCCACUUCAAAGCUCGAAGUUGUUCAUUCACGCACAUAUGUUAUAGGGUUCGUGCGCAGCGAGGUCUUACAAGGGGUAUGUAACAUAAUGAAAAAGCUGAAAAUUUAAAAUCAUUUCAAACUUUAUACCGUUGUGGCUUUUAUAAAAAACUUCGAUGCAACGAAAUCAACUAAUACUCGAUUAAAUUGCGACUGGAAUUAAAGACUUGGAACCAGCCAAACAGUGUUUAGGAAGCGUGCUCCGAAUUGCAGUCAAAUUGAUUAAAGAAAACUUGACAGCCUGCGAAGCACGAAAACACCUUUUAUCAAUACACUGCGGUGUUUUAUGAGGAUUUCCAGCCCUGAGAAAGCCGCAACUGCAUUCAUGUAAAAUUACGGUAAUUUGUACGUGAAAAUGAUUUCUAAAACCUGCUGCUGACUCGUCACUCGCCUUUCACACCACUCUCUCUUGUUGAUGGAUGAAUGGCAAAGUGUUCAGGUCUAUGGCGGUUAUACAAUUAACAAAAUGAUAUAUGGUACAUGAUACAUGAUACUCGAUAUCGCACCCGUCCGCGGCGCUCAUCAGUUUGUAAAAAUAUCGAGCUGAAUACUUGAGGGAAAAUUCCAUAUCUACGCUUGUCCACAUAUUUUCUCUAUUUAUUGAUCUAAGUAAAAUUUUUCUAUUUGUCAUUAUGCAACGUUUGCAGGAGAAUUUCUGGAUAUAAUGGCUGUGUCGUGUGACAGUUUUGACGAGGAGAAAAAUCGUCAGAUUGGACGUCAUCAGUCUGGGAAGGGAAACCUGAAGUGUUUACAGAAUAUACGUGAUUGGUGCAAACAGUACCACGUGGCUUUCAAGAUCAACACGGUGGUUAACACGUUUAACGUUGACGAGGAUAUGACCGAGCGCAUCGAGGAACUCGCCCCAAUUCGUUGGAAGGUUUGGAUCAGUAAUGAUUUCGCGUAAUUUAUUUAGGGCGUUAUUCCUAUUACCCUAUUUGGAUGUGUAACAUCAUACAGUGGAACCUGCAUUAAGCGGUCAACCACGGGGAAUGGUGGGGUGACCGCUCAACAUAAGUUCCACAGAAUAAGGGUAUUGUAAAAGAAAGGGUAACAAAUAGAGGUGACCUCUUAGUAGAGGAUAAAAUUACAAUGAUUAAGGGGAAGAAUUUCGAAACUUUGACGACUGACCGCUUAAUACGGUACCGCUUGGUUCCACUGUUUACCAGUCAAGCCUCAGAGCAAAGCUCGAGUAGGUUAGCUUUUCACCGUACUUCUAUUUAUUACAUUUUUAAAGCAAUUCAAGCACUGAUCAUUACUUACGUAGAAUGAGGGGACAGAAGAAACCAGUAAAAAAAAACUUGGAGAUCAUGGGAUUUUUCGUAAAAUUUAGGAAAUUGAUUAAGAAUGGAAGUGAUAUAUUUCGCUCUAAUGAAAUCCAUAUCUAAUGAAGUAACCGAGUCAUGCAAUAACCUACGACUCAAUCUCUGGCAAAUAUGAACGAUCUCAGGCCACAGCCAAACAAACCUGAAUAAGAUUGAAAAGGAGAAGAAAAUGAUCGGGCGUAGUAGGGAGGUAGGCUCGGAGAGACGGAGCCAGUUGCUGUUAAAACACUGCCCAAGUCCUUCAGAUUACACCAUAAUAAGACGCACAGAUAGACGAGAAGGGAGUCUUAGUCUGUAAUUUUCUUUCUGGCUCUCUUUGGUUAGCAGUUAACUGGUGAUCAGUUGAAAGAAAGAAAAAUCCAAAACCAUUUUGAGUGUUGGUGGGGUAUUCGAAAUAUACACUAUUUAGACCUCUUGCCUAAAACCAGUUGACAAUUAUUCGCCAAAGGCGAAUUGGAUUUCAUGUUAUAAUAUUCCUUGAGCACAAUGAGAACAAUUCUUUUGAUUUAACUGAUUGCUCAAGUGAAUAAUCUCAGAUAUGAUAUGGAGGGGAUUAUUCAACGAUAUGCACUUCGCUUGAGGCGAAUAGUCGAGAAAUGGUAUAAUUUUUGUUUCAGAGAAUUCAGAAAGCGUAUCCUCGCACUUCUUACAUCACAGGAACUGUCAAUUUAAUGAGCAAUAGUAAAUUUGCCAUUGCAUUGGGUCUUCAACUUAGAGAACUCUACUAUUCGAUCCGGUUAUCUCUAACCGACGAUGAAUUAACUUCUUUAUAAAUUCACAUAACUGUUAUGAAGUAUAUACAGUUAUACAUUCCUUGAAAAUAAUGAUGAUGACGAUAGCGAAUGUGGUUUAGAAUUAAUGAUGACACAACUUUUUGGUAACCUAAGAAUGACACUAAACAAUUGAUUACUGUAAAAACAUUACACUACUUAACUAAAGCCGUGGAAAACAUUGUAAAAAAGGUAGUUUCAUGAAAGAUUGUCAGCCAUCUGAGAACUGAUUUAUAAUAAUUGUUCCACCAAAAAAAACCAACUGAAUUUAUUUCCGCUACUCAGGUUUUCCAGUGUCUGCUCAUCGAGGGAGAAAACUGUGGUACAGAUGCGUUGCGACAAGCACAAAAGUUUGUAAUUUCUGAUGAUGAAUUCAAUCAUUUUGUUGAAAGACACUCCAAGUUAAGUUGUCUUGUUCCUGAAUCAAAUGAAAAGGUAAACGAAUCGAGUGAUUUCUCUUUUAGCAUUCCUAACAAUGUUUUGUACAAAGCUACUCACCUUCAUUAUUAAACCCUUAUUAUUUUUCUUAUAAUUUUUGAUAAAGAAAGUUCCACGAUGGCUUUCCUUGUUAUAUCUGUAGAAGUGAGCAGUUGCCCCUUCAACUUUCAGUUUACACCUCAACAUUGGUGUCCAUGUUCUCCACAUUAUUCUCUUUACUUUCCUAUGGAACUGACGAGGAGAAUUUGUUUGACAAUCACGAGCUUCUUAAACUACUGAUCAUUUCCUUUAUUCUCAUGACCUUUGCAUUUGACUGAAGGCUGAUACUGUAAGGAGAAAUUAGAGGCCAGUCACUCUCGCAGUUGAACAAACAUCCUCAUGAUAUCUUCUCUUAACAAAGGGUAAACAAAAGAACUGCUCUGCCUUUAGAAGAACCAACUUAAAGCAAUCUUUGCUAACUUUUCUUCAUCCGUUUUUAUUUUUAUAGAUGCAGAAUUCGUAUCUCAUUCUAGACGAGUUUGUAAGUAUUUUCAAAAACGAUCGUUAAACCUUUACACCCUAAUCUCAGUCUACAUAUUCUCCAUACUGUUCUUUAUACGUUACCUAAGGUGCUGACAAGGAGAAUUUAUUUUAAAACCUAGAGCUUCUUAACUUAAGGAUCAUAUCCUGUAUUUUCGUUACUUUAAUGUUUGAAUCAGGGGUGAAAUUUUAGGAGAAAUUAGAAGCUCGUCAUUCUUCGUGGUCAAAGGAUAAAGAAAAAGAGAUCUUCAGAUCUUCAGGGAGCGAAAGGGUUAAGAACUGUUCUGAUUCUUGGAAAUUAUACAAAGAAAUAAUUCGAAAAGAAUUCUGGGUGAAUUAAUUAGCCACAUAUUGCGAGAGAGAGAUACGUCUUCGACGCAGAAUUGAAGGAGGAAUUUUUAACCUCUGGUCCUAUUCUUCACUUAGAUGCGUUUCCUGGACUGUAGAUCUGGCGCAAAAACUCCAUCCAAAUCUCUGCUAGAUGUGGGAGUUGAAGACGCCAUAAAUGCAAGUGGAUUUGAUGAACAGAUGUUCUUCAGACGAGGAGGAAAAUACACGUGGAGUAAGGCGGACAUGAAUCUGGAAUGGUAGCCUGAUGUAACACUGCGGUCAAACGUCGGGCGUGCGCGAGGGUAUCGAUUGUAGCUGGCCGCGCGCCAAUUUCCUGCCCAAAAGUUCACUGGAAAACAUAAGAAACAGCCACCAUCGCGCAAAAUAAAAUGACGGAAAAUUGAAACGUUCAUAGAAAUCUCUGAAAAGAAACAGAAUUAGGAAAAGGGAAAACUCGACACUUCUCGAAAGCUGAUUCAAGGGUAUCUUGUUGAUUUACCAAAUCGCGCAGCUAAUUACAGCAGAAGCGCUUAAUUUCGAAUAAAAUUGUUGAUAAAACAAAGGGGAAAAUAAAUUGACUUUUAAGUUCAUACCCCGAACGAUUUAAGAGGGAUGCAUUCCUUGGUCUCUCCGUCCAAUCUACAAGCAUAUAACCUUGCUGUUGUGAAAAAUUAUAUUUAAACUGUUUUUGAUAUAUUGCAUUUAUGAAAAGAACAUUUGGAAAAUUUUUGUACAGCUCUUUCCGAGGUACUCGGACCUAACUUUGCGUCCGAGAAAUAAUAUGAAAAAGUUACUUUAGUAUACUUAAUUAGCUAAGCUGCACCUCCUGAUCAAUGCGAAGAGCUGUUUCCAGACUUAACACUGUAUCACAUGCCUUAAGACAUGUUUAUUAAUGGUCACUAACUUUCAUUUUCAUGGUGCUAGAUUUUAAGUACUCAAAGAUCGAUUUAAUCAACUUCUUUGAAGAAUGAAAUAUUUGAAAUUGUGUUUAACGAGACGGCUUUUGAGUGAAUGGCGUAUUAGAUCAUUUUGAAACGUUCGGUGUAAUCGCGUGCAUUCUUUUUAUUCGCGAUUUAUUAAAUUUCAAUGGAAAAAUUUCUGACGCUUGAAGAAUUUCAAAAUAAAUUCGAAAUUAAGGUCAAUUAUUUGCAUUAUUUUCAAUCAAUUGCUGCCAUUCUUUAGAUCUGAAAAGAAAGGCUCUUAAUUCUCCUGUCCCUGAUCUACUCAGUGAACCGUCAGAAUACUUUCAGUUUGAAGAUAGUACAAUAUUUUUAACUACAUUUCGCUGUAAAAAUUAUUAUAAAAUGUUUAUUGAAUGACUUGAUACUGAACCCUCUGCAAUUAGGUCUUGGAAGAAACAUUUUACAGAACUUCCUAAUUGGAGCAACUGUUUUGUGGAUAUAUAUAUAAGUCUUCGAAAGAUAAUAAACGCAGAGAAUUCUCUUUUAAAGUUACGCACAGAAUAAUUCCUACCAAGAAAGAACUGAUGAAAUAUAAAUUGGCCUCUGAUGACAAGUGCCCUCUAUGUCUUAAUCCAGGCUCAAUUGAACACACUUACAUUGUCAAGAAUCAACUGAUUUCUUUACAUAAACAUUAGGAUGGUUUAAUGAUUUUCACAAGACUAAGAUAAAACUCUCAAAUAGACAAAUUGUACUCAAUACGUUUGAAGACUCCUCUCCAUUGGAAUCAUCAAAUCCUCUUAAAAGUAGACCACGUCUUCUGUUUUUAUCGCAAAAGAAAUAUUUGUGCACCUGCAAGGGCAUUACAAGAAACCAAAUUUAGAUUAAUUCGUAAGAAAGUUAUUUGAACAGCACCAUAUUGAAAAUGGUGGCAAAUCUUAUUAACUUACAUGUGGCAACUGACAAG
Messenger RNA from Pocillopora meandrina, 7915 nucleotides. The record is from the annotation of a GenBank genome assembly. Lineage: Eukaryota; Metazoa; Cnidaria; Anthozoa; Scleractinia; Pocilloporidae.